This is a messenger RNA of Aspergillus puulaauensis, 357 nucleotides long. RefSeq lists its product as uncharacterized. The coding region runs from base 1 to 357 and encodes 118 amino acids. The record is from RefSeq and is a predicted model, not a curated record. NCBI's taxonomy places the organism in Eukaryota, Fungi, Ascomycota, Eurotiomycetes, Eurotiales, Aspergillaceae. The transcript has a single exon.
AUGACACGGUUUUCCUUCGCUUCCACAUGGCAAGGCCUCGAUCUCCACCCUCAUCCCCUCCAACGCCAACUGUUUCAACGACUCAAGUCAAACAUCCACCUCUGGAGUCUGCAGAUUCUGCACGAGCAGACCCACGCUUUCACUCUCGCCUUCGGUUUCGCCUUCGAGAACGAGAUGCGCACGCGAUACUGCGACCAGCCCUUGCCCCCGGCGUCUUGCUGCGAGCUCCACGUUGGAAAACGCCUGCUUGAUCUCGGCCGGAGGGAGCGUGUACUUGGCGUGUUUCGGGUUCAUCCUCCUGUGGAAGCCAGACUCAGUCUCUACUCUCUCGGACAGCUCGCGUGUAUGUCGGAAUAG